AUGUCAAAAAUCAGUUUAAAUGAAACGCAUGCUCACGUAAGAGAAUAUAAUCAUGUUCAAUUAAAUUUCUGAUAAGAUGCGGUUAGGUUAGUGAUCGAGUUGAGAAGCACUCGUUGACAUUAUAUAGUUCCCGGAAAAUUAAAAUCCAUUUAUAAGAACAAUGGCUCUAAUGUUAACUAUAGUGUCAAUAACAGGAUCUAUCCUUUUGACACCCUUUUUGAUGCUGUUAGUGUGUAUUAUAUUUCUUGCAUCUAUCGGUAAAAGCUUAGGGGUGAGAAGAUUGUAUGUAAAAACAUUGUUGAUGAUUUUUGAGUAUGGCAGAAAAGACAUAGAAUCUUCUUUAAAGCAUAGAAAAAAAGAAUCACUGGAGGAUAUAGAUGAAGGGUAUAGUGAAGAAAUAACUUCAUCGGAAAAAUUAGUAAAUCCUCCAUUAACAAAUGGUUUUGUGAAUGGUGGAAGGAAUAAUCUAAUUAGCAGGGAUGAAGGAUUAAUUUUCGUACCUGAACCACCUACAACUAAGACUGAAGAAGCCAUUAAAGAGCACAAAGAGAAGUAUAAGGACUUCGAUCUGUCAAAUGUAUUUGAAUAUGUAAAGGCUGGAGUUGAAGCGAUAAUUGAAGAUCAAGUGACUUCAAGGUUCGAGGCCGAGGAACUGAAAAAUUGGAAUCUGUUGAUUCGCACAAAUAGGGGCUACGAAUUCAUAUCAUGGAAACUAACGUUCCUUUGGCUGGGUGGCUUUUUCAUAAGAUAUUUCUUCUUAUUUCCAUUAAGACUGAUUAUUUGCUGUUUCGGGGUAUUUUGGCUUACCUUGUGCACCGCUUUGGUUGGUUACGUGAAGCCUAGUGACUUCAAGACUAUGCUCAACAAGUACGUGUCCAUUAUGUGCUUUGGAAUAUUAUCAAGAGCUAUUUCGUCUGUUAUCACUUAUCAUAAUGAAGAAAAUAAGCCGAAGAAUGGGAUUUGUGUAGCGAAUCAUACGUCUCCCAUUGAUGUGCUUAUACUCAUGUGUGAUAAUUGUUAUUCUUUGAUAGGUCAACGCCACGGUGGCUUCUUGGGAAUAUUCCAAAGAGCAUUAGCAAGAGCCUCCCCGCAUAUCUGGUUUGAAAGAUCUGAAACUAGGGAUAGAAGUGCUGUUGCCAAUAGGUUAAGAGAACACGUGAGUAAUCCCAAAAAUCCACCUAUUCUCAUAUUCCCAGAAGGAACUUGUAUUAAUAAUACAUCAGUCAUGCAAUUUAAAAAGGGAAGUUUUGAAGUCGGCAGUGUUAUUUAUCCAGUAGCCAUAAAAUACGACCCCAGGUUUGGAGAUGCCUUUUGGAAUAGUAGCAGGUACUCAAUGGUACAGUACUUAUAUAUGAUGAUGACCAGCUGGGCCAUAGUAUGUGAUGUUUGGUAUCUGCCUCCUAUGUAUCAACGAGAAGAUGAAUCGGCUAUAAACUUUGCAAAUAGGGUGAAAAGUGUAAUUGCAAAACAAGGAGGAUUAGUAGAUUUAAUGUGGGAUGGUCAACUGAAGAGGGUAAAAGCGAAGAAAGAGUGGAAAGAGAGGCAGCAAGAAGAAUUUUCUAGAAGAUUACAAGCUGAUUAAACAAACUAAGUCUGUUUAAAUAAUUUCACAAAUUAUAUUAAAAUUGCAUAACAGUUUACAUGAUACUUUUAUUCGUCAGUUUUCUUUCUUAGCCAGUCAAGGGCGGAAUUAAAGAAAUAUGAUACAUAUUACAAAAAAAAUUAAUUACAAUUCUAGCUAUUUUUUAUUUAUUUAUGAAGGUUGGCAGGAUUUUUGUUAUUAUUCUAUUCAUUUAAUUGAGAUUAUCUUUUCUAGUACUUACUGCCAAUUAAAUAACAUAACCAACAUUGUUUAACCUCUUGAAAAUAAAGACAAAUUGUUGCUGAACAAAAACAGGAGAAUGAAAAAUUAAAAUUAUGCACUAGUUUUCCAAAGUAUUUUGUGUUCGAACGACGAUACCUUUGUCCUAGAUAUUGCAAGAAUGUCUCCAGUUUCUGUUAAAUACUAUGAUAGUUUAAAAUAGAAAAAUUACAUUUAAACCUGGUUUGUCUUUAAAACGUGCGAGAUUAAAACACAACAAAACGUAGAUUUAUUUUUAUGUUAGUGAAAAUCACAGGAAUCAUUUAUAAGAACGAAAAUUUCAUUAAAGAGAAAAAAAUUCAAAUCUCGCAACCAUAUUUUCAAAAUAUAUUUUUAUAAUGUAAACUGGAUACACUCUCACUACCGCUUUACCAAAUCUUACAACCCUUCUCUCUGCUUUCCAUAGGUUGCUGGUUCAUAUUCAUGAUAAGUGAUUAUUGGUGACCAGGUAGUACAGUGUAUUCAGUCUAACAGUUCCAAAAUACUAACUUAGUUAUUAUGUAAGACAAUAAUUUGUGAUGUUUAUAAUAACUAACCAAGGUUGUGAUUUUAGUGUUGAUAAUACAAUAUUUUACGAUCAAUUCAAUGUAUAAUGAAAAUAAAUGGUGACUUAAUGAACUGAAUAAAGGUUCAAUUCAAUACAAAAAUGAUAAAGUUUAUCAUUUUUCAGCAUACACAUUUUUAAUCUAUGUAGCAGUAAGACAUUAUUGUGAUUGUGUUUUUUCAUUAUAUUAUUUAGUUUGCGAAUGAAAGAAAAAAUUAUAUUCAGACAUCCUGUAUAUUUCUAUAAAGUAGUGAAUGAUCAAGGUUAGAGUGAAUGAUUGUUAGAAGUAAAAUUGUAAUUUUCGAUCGCUUCAUGAUAUUUUUCUUACAUAUGAUUUUUCAUAUCAUACUUUUAGAUAGGUAAUUUUACACCAAUUUCACUAAUACAAAUAAAUAAUAUAAUAGAAAAUAAGGUGAAACAAGUAAAUUGAGUUUGAACUGAAUUUUUCAAUAAAUUAUUAAGGCGAGAAAAUAAAUUGCAUGGUUGUCGAUUGCUCCAGACAGAAAACGUUAAAAAAUAUUUAUAAAUCUAUUACUUGGAAUAAAUAUAAUUUCUAAUUACCUUUGAAGUGAUUAAUUAUUUUAGAAUAUUUUAAAAAUUAUCAAAAAUGAUAAUUACGUGUUAAAAAUAAUUUUUUAAUGCAAUUGAUUAUAAAAACAAGGGCAUUCUAUGAUAAACCAUAUAAGUUUUCGACUCAUUAGAUGUGAUUUCAAAAUGCCUGGAAAAUGGAAAUAAAUGGGUAUUCUAAAAUCAACGCAAAAUUUGAAUUCAAUGAACAUCACUAUGUUUAGUCUUUAGAUUCUCAUAACACACAAGAUAAAUUGCAUCUGGGGCUUUGCUGACAUACACUCUUUUGUCUAAAGUUUGCAUGACACUUUUGUGGAUAAAUUUCAUUGAUGCAAUGUUAAUAUUUUCUCCUCUAAUGCUUGGUUGUGUGGGUUUGGUGAUAUAGACAUUUGGAUCAAGAUAAUUCCAUAAAAAGAAAUCUAAUAUUGUUAAAUCACGCCAUCUAAAGGGAUAAUUCUGAUUACCAAACUAUGAGAGUAUACUACCAGAAAAUGUUUCAUACAGUAAUUGAAUUAUUUUAUAGGUUGUAUGAUAUUUUUAUGGUGGCCAACCAACCAGAAAUACUGUUAUGUUUUUCUACUUCAUACGAUUUAUAUUCGUGGGGUGAAUUAAUAGACAUUGCUUCUUACAUUCUCAAUUUAUUUAAACAUUAUACAAUACACUAAUUCAUAAUAAUUCACUUAUCACUAUCACUUUACUAACUUAAUAAUUUAUUUAAUUCUUCGAUUACUUUGUAUUUCGGUCUGUUCACUACGACUAUUCACGCUACACAAACUCUUUAUAUAUAUAUAUAUAUAUAUAUCCCAAAAAAAUUCUCAAAACUUAUAGACCUUCCCAGAAAUUAUUUAAAAAAACAGUGUGAAUAAACCGCCUGCUAUAAUAAAAACAAACAUCAAACGGAUUCCGCGGCUUAUAAAAAGUAUGUCACAGGCGCCGUUCACUUUCGCCGAUUGUUAGAAUUUCACUACAUCUAGGCAGGACCGGUCCAGGGCAGAGACACGUUCGUGGCAAUACUGUUCUGAUCAUAAUUUUUUCUAAAAGUUUUGAACUAAAGCCACCAAACUUUCAUUAUGUUUGAGAUAUUCACAAUAGUGAUGCUUCAUUUGUACUAAUCUUAAAAUGUGAGUUGUCCUUUUUUCUGGGUUGUCAAUAAUUUAUGUAAAAUAUGGCGACAAAUUCAAAUGUUACGUUAAUUUUGAGAUACCCUGUAACUUAUAAUAACAAGUAUUGUAGAUUGAACAUUUCACCAAUCAAAAAACGGAAAUUGAAAGUUUUUCUGAUAAUAAUUCAUUUUCACUGCACUGCAUUUACACCUCUUGUUUUAAUAAUAUUAAAAUAGUCACUUUAAUCCGCCCUUGAAAUUAUUAAAUCUAGUCUCAUUCUAAAUAAAAUAUUUCGUGAUAUUUUGACAACCGAUUUUUUAGUAUGUACAAUGUGUAUAAUUAUUGUAUUCUAAAGUGAAAACUAUUUUAAUUUAAGAAGUAGGUAUAUGUAUAUUUACAUAACUGAAGCUUGCUUUCUGGAUAUGCAAAUAUUUUUAUAAACUGAUAAAUUAACAUAGGCAAUUAUUCUACUUGCAGAACUAUUCAUAGCAGUUUUAUUAUACAGGAUAUGGUACCAAAAACUAAAUAGAUUGAAUAUCUUUUGAUCAUACCUUCCACUUUACCACAUAUCUUUCCUUCUCCUGUGUGACAAAUAAAACUUAUGUAACAUACUAAGUGUUGAACGUGGUUAAAAAAUUAAUUCUAUUAGGAUUUUGACCAUGACACUAUUCUGUGGAAAUAAUUAAGUUUUCCAUAUUUAAAAUAUUGAUAUUUCCUAAAUAUUUUAUACACAAUACACCCCUUCUAUGUUUAUUAUAUUUGUUUCUCACUUAUAACUGUUCCCAUUUUUUUCGAUGUCUUUAAUUAAACUUCUUUCUAGUGACAUGUAGUGAGAGCUAAUGACGUUCCUACUAACACAUCCAGUUUCCUUUCAUAUUAUUCUCUUUCAAUAAGUGUACCACUACAUUGUUUAUUUUCGUUUAAUGUUGAUCGUCUAACAAUACAUAGCAUCGCCCGUAUUGCAUUGAUUCUUAUUUUAUCUAUUACAAUCAGAUUUCCUAUGAAUACUUAAUUUCUGCAACUUACAGUGCAGCCUAUUUUAUUUUAGUAAAAAAGUUGGUAAUGAUAUUAUCCCUCCAGGGACGAGCCUAAAAUUUUUAAUUAAUUCUUAUUUUUUUUUCAAUACAAUUGUUAAUUAGCUAUUUAAAGUCAUAGGAAAAAUAAAAAAUAAAUUAUUUUUCGUCCUGGGAAAGUGGGAAAGCGGGAAAACGGGUGUGACCAUAAGCUCACAUUCGUCCUUGAGAGGUAAAAAUAAAAACAAAUAAAUCAAACUAAAAAAUCGUCAUUUAUUAACUAUUAUUACUUUUUUCUAGUAUAAGUAAACUGUCAUAAACUAUUUACGUAUGUUAUAAACUAUUAUUUAUAAUAACUGUUACAAAAAUAAUGAUUAUUUUGUCACUUUUUAUGGAAACCCGAAAAACAUCGCACACACAACCCGACUUCGCUCUUUUCGCAAAUUGUUCUUACAACCGAACUACAAUCCUUUCCUGCACAUCUUCUCCUCUUCUUGCCUUCAGUUUCGGUUAUAUAAUGAUCCAAAUGAUCAAAUCGCAAAGUUUCCAUCACCCGAUUCGAAACUGAAGUGACAGAUGAUGACCCAUCAAGGGACUUUGAGUCAGUUUUGUACCUUUUCAAAUACGUUUGGCAAAGUUCUCUACAAAAGUUUAAUUUCGUUAUAUUCCCUAUUGAUUUCCUGUACAUUACCCAGGCAUUAUUUGUUGCUGCAUCAAUUAUCCAUGUAAAUAUUGGCCACCACCACUUUUUGCUCCUAAUGGAUAUUCUCCAUUUUGCCAAAUCUUCAUCCAUGCGGUCAGUGCCUCCCAUAUGUUUAUUGUACAUAUUUAUACAGUUAGGUUGUGUUACCGUAAUAUUUUUCUUAUCUUUACGGCUGUACCUCUUCACCUGUGAUUGUGGUGUCGAGCCGUAAGCUGUCGAAGCAACGGUAACUACGGAGCUAUCCAUCCAUUUAUUGACGAAUAUUCCAUUCUAGCGAACUUUCUGAGUUUCCUCUUUUUGAUUUUUUCAUGAAUUGAUUUGUAGGAAGAGGACAGUCCUUUGGCAAGCGAUUUUCCCUUAUCGUCCCUGUUCCACUGUAGCCAACAUCCUUCAGAUGUUUUAAUAAAUUCAUUCCCGUGAACAGAUUAUCGAAAAACAACUUGUAGGGCAGUUUUUUCUUUGCAUCUGGUAGCUCAUUAAGCAUUUGUACAAGUGGAGCAGCUGAUUUUCCAAACAUCAACUCGUACUCUGAGUUAGACUUCGGAUUUUUUCCUUGAUAUACAUCAAAGUUGACCAGGUAUCCAAAAUUAGUGUUCAGGCACCACACCUUAUAUCCAAAUCGGAUUGGUUUUCCACGAAUAAACUGUUUACAGCCAUGUCUCGUAAUAUUUGAUCAUGGCUUCAUCAAAAGCCAAGUGCUCAAAUGGCACAAAGUGUUUUUUAAAAUUCUUUGUCCAUCAUAGGACGAAGCUUCCACAUCUUGUCUGUUGCCGAUGCUCCUUUGCUGUUGUCAGCAAUAUGUAGAUAUUUCAUUAUUUGUAUGAAUCGAUGAAUUGAGUUUGCCACCAAUUCGUUAUGCAUGUCAUCUUUCGUAUCCCAGUAAUAUUUUUUCCCAGGCAAAACGUUAUAUCCCGAGAGAAUCAAAAUUGCUAUUUCUACCUUUAUUUCUUCUUUUUUUAUUUGAGGACUCGGAGAGUUUUUGAAAAGGGCGUAUUUUUCCGACUCUUCUUGGAGGAGCUGAAUUGUCUCAUCAUCAAUAAAUAAUUCGAAAAAGUCUGCUGGUGUCAAGCCUUUGUACUCAUCAUAACUGAAUUUUCCGAACGCAUCGGUUGGUUGAGAAAAAAGGUCUCCUUCUAUCCAUUUUCUUUUGCUUGUAGGAACGAAACCCAGCACUGAUUUAUCAAUUUCAUAUUUUCUGCCCACCAGUCUGAUUUUUGCAUCUGCCGCUAAUUGCCUGCCACCCAGAUUGUCAAGCAAUCCACCCUCAUCUUCGUCCGCACUGUCUUCUUCUGAAAUAACAUUUGGUUCUGGAGGAGUUAUGAAUAUUGCCUCAACAUCAGGUUCUUGUUCGUCAUCUGACGGUGCAAGUAACAUCUGCAUUGCCUCCUCUACCGUUAUUCCGACGAAUUUCAAAUUCUCUCUGCAACAAAAGAGAUCAAUGCGAGAAAUUGAAAAUAAACAUGAAUUAAACAAACAAUGUGGCGUUAUAUGAAGGGGAUUCUAAGGCAAAUUUAGAAAAAUUAUUUACGACCGCCUUAGCUUGAUUUAUGAAAUUGGAUCAAUACAAAUCAAAAAUUAGUUUUAUUUGUAUUGAACUAUAAACAGACUACGAUUUCGAUGAAAAUGAUGCAAUAUUCAAUUAUAUUGAGCGAAACUGAUUAAAGAAUAUAUGUAUGAAAAAAAAUUGUUUGUAGAAGAGCAUUUGAAAAAGAGGAGUGGCAAGGACGAACGUAACCGUGUGGUAACACACGAAUUCCCGUUCUCAUUACAUCCGAUGUAAAUGUUGUAGAAUGAUUUUGUUUGUUUACACAAUUACUUUAAGGUGUAAUGAAAAGAAAAACACCGCACUAGAGUAAAAAAUAUUAGUUGAAAGUAGUAAAAAUUGACUUACCCAAACUCCAUAGUCAUGUUGAAAAAAGGGAAGAUUUCAAUUUCCGAUCACAAAAACACUUGUUACUCCACUGUUUCCACUUCUAAACUGACAAUCUGGGGUUCAAGACACGGAAAAUGAAGUAAGCAGCCGUUUUCAGGUAUAAUUAGAAAGGAGGGAGACAAUAGAACAAUGAGAGGAGCACCGUUACCAUAGGGUCACUUUCGUCUCUAAAGGGUUAUUACAUAUAAGGUUAGUUUUGUUUUAAUACCAAUGAUUUUUUUCAUUUUGGAAUCCAUUUCUCAGUAAAUAGUAUAGUGUUUACACAAGUUAUUCUACUUUUUAUUUCUUCAACAAAUUAAAUAUUCAUAAAACUAUCUCUAUAUUUUUUCAAACCUAAUGGUACAUGUACAUGUGUACAUACAUGUAUUUCUUCACCCCUUUGGUGCUAAUACUUUCGAUUUUUUUUACAGUACCAGUUUCAUUUACAUCAUAAAUGAGAGUACCAUCUGCAAAUGCUAGACUGUGGUUGAAGACAUUUUAAAUAUUAACAAAAAUAUACUUUGACCGUUUCUUUUAUGAAUGUUGAUGCCCUUACCAAACUACAGUUUUCGGGACCAUUAAACAUUAAAGCGCAUUUUUUAUAAUAUUCACAUGUGGUCUCCUCAUGUUCAGCCGUAAUAUUUUUCUAAUGGAAUAGUUGGGCGUCUGACGGUUAUAUUUUACUUCCUGCUAUACCUUUGUAAUGAAGAAAAAAGAAUGGAAUAUUUUUUUAUAUUUGAGCCGGCCUUUAUCGCAUUAUCGCCUUCUUCAUUUGCUCUUCUGAAUAAAUUCCUAUUUUUCUUACCUUUUUGUUUCUGUCCAUUCUUUGAUAAAUUAAUAAUUACAAAUGUAUUAAUGACUUAAUCGAAAUAAUACAUAAAGAACCAAGCGCAUUAUCUCUUUGACAACAAUUAUACAGUGGAUCGUGACUCACUGAGGCUAAGGCAUCAAUUUGUGUUAUUUUACAGCGAAGAAAACAUGAUUAGAGUUAGGAAAUAAAAUGGUCUGAAUAAUUGAUGUAACUAAUUCCACUUAUAAAUAGAAAUUCAUGAAAACUCAUCAGAUAUUUUAGUAGGUAUAACAAAUCACAUUUUUCAGAAAUUUUAUAAUUUUCUUAAGUAUACCGUGAAAUUAUUUAGGAAGGUUGAUUUCAUUCACAACGACUUGAUUUCGCAAAGUAAAAGUUCAAACUGUACAUUUUAUCUAAAACAAUUAUAUUUAACAAGAUUACAAUAGUGAGGUUAGGUUAGUUUUAUCUUUUUAUUCAAAUUAUAUGGUAAAACGUACCUGUUUUGAUUGGAGUCGAAUAUAUACUUUAGUAAACGUCCUAGUGAAUGUAUACAAGUUAAAAUAAUUUAUUUUUUUUUUCGAAUAUAAGGAAAUAAUAACUGAUCUAAAAUCACAGCUAUUGUAUCUAAAUGGACGAUAUGUUUGUUUAGAUACAGUUACAAAUUGUGACGUCACCACUAAUACUGCGUAUUAUAAACAAAGUACCAACUUACUUUUUUAAAAUAUUUUCGUGACAUCACAACAAAAGCAGGUGUAGUACGUCAACAUGUGAGAGUAGUAACGCGAGAACUGAUCGAGAGGGGAUUACUUGCGGGGGGAUGUAUGUGCUGGGAAAAGCCGCAGCGCUAGUCGUGUGAAUUUCAUGCGUGAGCCACCGUUUGCCCGGUGAUCCUAUAUAAAAAACCAAACAAACUUAUUUAUGAAUCAUAUAAAUGAAUUGCUACACUCUUUAAUUUAAAGAGUUUUUUCAUAUUAACAUAAGUUCAAAUUACUUAUUACAUAUUUAAUUAUAUUUAAUGACUGGGGGGAAAAUUAGAAUGGUGUAUGCUUUAUAAUAGACGUUUUUGUAUCUGUAUUGGAGUUUUGCUCUAAUAAUCGUAUCAACUCACAUUGUACAUACUUAUCUUUUUUUAUAUUAUGUUCAAUUGAAAUUAAUGAUUGUUGGAUAAAUGUGACAAUGAGGAUUAAGUUCCUUUUUUUCUUAUAUAUCUGCAUCAAUUAUUUUUAUGACUUGUGAAUUUUUUGUAAUUUUAGGUAUGUAUUAUUGAUCAUUUUAUCGAUCAUUCAUACCUUGCGGCAACUGAUUCAUUAUGUUUAUGUAAUUGUAAAAAUUUGUAUUUUAUUAAUAAUUAUUUAUGUUUAAAUUUGUUAUAUGUGGUACAACUACUAGUCAUAUGUUACCAAUAAUCACAAAUGCAAAUUGUAUACAAAACAAGGGAUCAAAAGUCACAAGAUAAUUUCUGAUCUACUCUUAAUUUAUUGAUAUAGAAUCCUGCACUUAGAUGCUGAGAAAUGGAUUUGUGAUUACUAUGAGAAUAACACUUUAGUCAUUGAUAAUUAGAAAAUACGUAGGUUUUUGAUUGCUUAAAUAUACCUAUGUGAAAAACUAUUUCAACACAAUGUGUUAUCUGGAAGUUUUAUGAUAAAUAAUGGUCUUCUCACAUUAUUAGUGCUGGAUUGUGCAUUUUGUAAGUUUCGUCUCUCAUCUACCACUUUAUUGUAAGUAGUCAUCUGCAAAUAUAUAUAUUUUCAUGAUAUUUGUCAAUUUUUAUAAAAAUUCAUGUGGUAUUGAGCUCAUAUUUAUUGUCAGUCUUCAAAAUCACUGGUGCUAUUGUCUUGUAAAUAUUUUGAUACUUCUGAUAUUUACCGUAUACUACACAAUUAGAGAAAAUAUGAAGUAAUAGAAAACUUCUCUGUUGCUGACUGUUAUUGAUUAAAAUUAACCGAGAAGAAAUUUUUUUACUAUUUGUCGGAUAUCCCUACCGACUGCGCCAAUUAUUUUACGUUGACUUAUUUUUUAAAACAGCGAAAUAGUAUUUAUUGAAAUAAUGGUAAAGGAAAUUAAACAUUCACUAUUCGUGGAAAACCAUGCCCACAUUUGCAUUUGUUAUCUUCCAUAUACAUGUCAAGAAGAAAUCAUUUAACUACUUAUUACCUAUUAACACAUAUCAGUAAAAUGUGUUAGGUUAUUUUUCACCAAAUAAUUCAUAAAAGCCCAAUUUUCCUGAAUUGAUUACCUUUUUCUGUAGUAUGAGCAAAAGUAAAAUGAAAUCGGAUUUUCAUUUUACAUUAAGAAAAAAAGAGAUGCUUCUAUGUACAGUAGAAAAUAAUCACAACUCAUAUCAUGUAACAGUUCAUUAUAAAACAUUAUACUCGUAUUAUAAUUUUUGUAUUUGUAUACCAAAUAUCUAGAAAAUAUAUAUCUAAUCGAAAUAUGGUCAUUUCUUAGUUAGGAAAUCAAAUUUUCACUCAAAUAACAAAAGACAUGGAUAUUAUAUAGUAUACAUUUCAACGAAUGAGAAAGGCUGAGGAAAAAUGAAAAAGCACAGGCUAAUGAAAAUUAAAACUGAUGAAGGCAUUUAUUUUGUAUUAUUUGGAUGUGGCACGAGUCUUUUUUUUAGCAAAUAGUCUUCUUACAAUAAUUUUUUUAUAACUGGGCUUUUAGUAUUUAUUAUUAAAAUGUAUAUAAGAUAAUUCUUUCUAGUUUUGUAUUGUGUAUAAUAAAAUUUUGUCAAACUGCAA
Messenger RNA from Diorhabda carinulata, 11234 nucleotides. RefSeq names its product glycerol-3-phosphate acyltransferase 4 (gene Gpat4). The record is from RefSeq and is a predicted model, not a curated record. The transcript is spliced from 8 exons. Gene Ontology annotation, molecular function: glycerol-3-phosphate O-acyltransferase activity. Gene Ontology annotation, cellular component: endoplasmic reticulum. Gene Ontology annotation, biological process: triglyceride biosynthetic process. The coding region runs from base 161 to 1582 and encodes 473 amino acids. NCBI's taxonomy places the organism in Eukaryota, Metazoa, Arthropoda, Insecta, Coleoptera, Chrysomelidae.